UUGCAUUAUUACUUGUAAUAAAUUUGAAUUGUCAAUAUGAAAGUUAUUGUGGUGCUUCUGUUCUUGGUAGGCAAUGCAAUCACUACUCAUGCAUACAAGUGUAUAGAAACAGAGAGACAAGCUCUUCUUACCUUCAAGCAAGGUCUAGUUGAUUAUCAGAACCGCUUAUCAUCUUGGACAAGCAGCAACAAGAAUUGCUGCACAUGGAGCGGAAUCAGGUGCCAUGAUUUAACUAAUCAUAUUAUCAUGCUUGAUCUUCGUCCUAAUUUUACCUAUUAUGAUGCUGGUAUGCGUUGGGGUCCUAUUUAUGGUGAAAUUACUCUCUCUUUGGUUCAACUCCAAUAUUUGGAGUAUUUGGAUCUUAGUUACAAUGGUUUCACUAAAAUCCCCAACUUUAUAGAUUCCUUCACAAAUUUAGAAUAUCUCAAUUUCUCAGGGAAUCCUCUAAUAGGAAAUAUUCCUUCACAACUUGGAAAUAUCACCAAGUUGUGUAUUCUUGAUCUCAGUGACACUAUGGCUAUGAGUAGUUUGAUUUCUAAUAGUUUUAAAUGGGUUUCUCAUCUCUCUAAUUUGACAAUCUUUAAAAUGAGUAGUACAAAUUUCACCAAAGCCAUAGAUUGGUUUCAUUCAUUUAAAACAGCUCCCUCCUUAUUAAGCUUACACUUAUCUAAUUGUGAAUUUCCAAAGCUAGAUUAUGAUUCCUAUUUUUCUCAUACAAAUUCUUCUACCAAUUCCAUCACAACCCUUGAUGUAUCUCGGAGCAUAUUUGGGUCUACAACAAUUUCCCGCUUGCUUAAUUUGAGCAAUAAUCUUGUUGAUCUCUCUCUCUACUCUAAUAAUUUCAAUGUGGAAGUUACUCCUAGUAAUAGUAUUAUUCCACAUUAUUCAUUUCAAAAUUUGAAAUCUCUAAGGCGUUGUAACUUGCGGUUGAAUCAAUUCGGAGGAGAAAUACCGAAAUCGAUGGGGAAUCUUUGCAACCUUAAAGAAUUAGUUUUGUCUUACAACCAAUUCAAUUCCACCAUCAUUGAUACCUUGAAAAGCCUCAUUGAUUGCAAUAACAACUCCUUAGAAAUUUUGAAUUUGUCUCAUAACAAUCUAACUGGACCAUUGCCAAGAGAUUUUGCUAAGAUUCUAAACUUGAGAGAGUUAGAUGUGUCAAGCAAUAAGUUUAAUGGCACACUACCAGAAAGUAUGGGCAAGCUUUCUAGUCUUGAGCUAUUAGAUAUUUCUUGGAAUUCUUUCAGUGGAGUUGUCUCUCAAUCACAUCUUGAGAAACUCUCCAAAUUGGAACACCUUGAUUUAUCUUCAAACUCUUUGACUAUGAAAUUGCCAAACACUUGGGUUCCACCUUUUCAUCAACUCCAACAUAUCAAUUUGAGAUCUUGCAUGAUAGGUCCACAUUUCCCUUCUUGGCUUCAAACACAAUCAAAUAUUUCCUAUAUUGAUUUAUCUUGUUCUGGAAUAUCUGAUACCAUUCCUAUAUGGUCUUUCAAUACAACUUCCAAUUUAAGAUAUUUGAAUAUAUCUUUCAAUCAGAUUCACAGUACCUUGCCAAACAUUCCAUUGGAAUCGAAUCAUUUUCCUAUUGUGGAUUUAAGCUCCAACAGAUUCCAUGGAAAUAUCCCACUAAAUUCCCUCUUCAAUGCAACUAUGCUGAAUCUUUCUAACAACACUCUUACAGGAUUUGAUCUUCUGUUUUGCAACUCAGUACUUAAUGGGAAUGUGGAGGUUCUUGAUCUUUCUAAUAACCAACUAUUUGGAAACCUUCCGAAUUGUUGGUUUCGUCUACAGAAUUUGAAUUUUCUCAAUUUUCGCAACAACAGAUUGUUUGGAGUGAUCCCAAGCUCAAUUGCUUCUCUUUAUCAAAUUCAAAUGCUUGAUUUGAGCAAAAAUAACUUGUCAGAAGCAUUACCAUCAUCCAUGAAAAAUUGCACUCACUUGUUAUUUUUGGAUGUUGGAGAGAACAGCUUGAAAGGGAAUAUACCAAUGUGGAUAGGGAAUACACUAUCAAAUUUGGUUAUACUUCAACUAAAAUCUAAUCAUUUUAAUGGAACAAUACCAUCAAGUCUAUGCCAUCUACAAUAUAUUCAGAUAUUAGACAUUUCACAUAAUAAUAUAUAUGGAGCUAUACCAUCAUGUAUAAAUAAUUUCACAUCCAUGGUCAAGAUAUCUGGAGAGCAAAAUUCAUUGGAUAUGAACAAAAUUUCAAUAUACUAUCAGAUUGGCUAUUUCAGUGAAUUACAAGAAUACAACAUAAAGGCAUUUGUAACUUGGAAAGGAAAGGAAUACGAAUAUGAAAGUAUUUUGGGUUUGUUAAGAGUGAUUAACCUUUCAAGUAAUAGAUUGGAUGGAGAGGUUCCUAUGGAGUUGACAGAUCUUGUGGAGCUAGCUCAAUUGAACUUGUCAAGAAAUAAUUUGAGUGGAGCCAUACCUUUGAAUAUUGGGAGCUUAAACAAACUUGAAUCACUAGAUUUGUCACAUAACAAUUUUGUUGGUGAAAUUCCUAUUGGGUUGGCCAAAAUAUUUUCCUUGGCAUACUUGGACUUGUCAUAUAAUCAUUUGUCAGGAAGUAUCCCCAUAAGUACUCAAUUACAAAGCUUCAAUGCUUCUUCAUAUGUUGGAAAUGAGGAUGGAUUAUGUGGACUUCCUCUCUUGACUAAAUGCCCUGGAAAUCAUCCAAUUUUCAAGAAUGAUGACCCUAAUGAUUCAGAUUUUGAUCAUGAAAAAUAGUUAGACAUGUCAUGGUUUUACAUUGGACUCGAAGUUGGAAUUGCUCUUGGCUUUAUUGGAGUUUGUGGAGCUUUGUAUCGAAACUCAUUCUUAUUGAAGGCUUGCUUAUUUUCGAGAUACUUGAAUCAAUUUGGAGGUUGACUUUGUGUCAUAUGGUCAACAUCUUCUUAAUUGAAGAGAUAUCUUCAAAGCUAAGUGAUUCAUUUUGGGAGAUCUCAUCUUGGAGAACCGUGGUAAGAAUUGUGUUGAAUUCUAUCCUUCCUUAAUUUUCAUUGAGAUCUAGAACUAGGGAAAGAAAAAGAUAAUUCCCUAAAUAUUUAGUGAUCAUUUGAUGAUUAAUUUUUUUCUUUUUUUUUUUAAAGCAAAACCUCUUCACAUUUUGUUGCUGAUGAUCUUUAAUUAAUUAACACAGUAUUUUUUUUUUCUUAUUGAUUACCCAAAAUGAACUGAUAGUACCCUAAUUAAUGAUCAUGAUUUGUCAA
Cannabis sativa is the source of this 3212-nucleotide messenger RNA. RefSeq names its product receptor-like protein EIX2. Gene Ontology annotation, molecular function: protein binding. Lineage: Eukaryota; Viridiplantae; Streptophyta; Magnoliopsida; Rosales; Cannabaceae. Bases 37 to 2730 code for a protein of 897 amino acids. The transcript is spliced from 2 exons. The record is from RefSeq and is a predicted model, not a curated record.